GAGUGAACCAGGAGAGUGACAAACUCCAAUGCAACUGCACGACAACUGUGGGUGGGGAAGGAGGGAGUGGGGAAGCAAUUUUUCAUGAACAGUUACCGAACUAUGACAAACGUGCGUGCGCUGCUUCGGCUUUGUAUAGCUAACUGCCUUCCCAAGCAUCUUUUAACUGCAGGCGGUUUUAUACUUUUCAGGAAUUCCGGCUGGAGGAGGAGAAGAAGAAAUGGGAGUGAUCAAAGUUUCUUCCUUCCUGAGAGCAGGAUCGGAGUUCCUCGAUCUAAUGGAGAGCCUCUUAAGCAAAUCAUCCCUCCGUUCCUACUUUGCCGAGCUCCUCUCGUCCUUCAUCUUCGUCUUUGCUGGCGUCGGCUCCACUAUGUCAUCCGCUAUGUUUACGGGUUCAGAGUCAGAGGCCACUUCGGCAGAGGCCCACCUACUCACGGUGGCAGUUGCCCAUGCUUUUGCAAUGUCCGCUGCAGUGUUCAUGUCGGAACAUAUCUCCGGUGGUCAUGUGAAUCCGGCUGUCUCGGUGGGAUUGGUUGUAGGAGGUCAAGUCAGCAUCUUAACCGCAUUGUGCUAUGUGGUUGCUCAGUUGCUCGGGUCCAGUCUAGCCUGUGCCCUCUUGAUGCUUGUUUCGGCAGGCCAGGCUAUCCCCGUAGGUAGGUUGGCCCCACGGAUACCACUUUCAGGUGGUGUGGUGAUGGAGGGUAUCACGACAUUUGCCAUAGUAUGCACCGUCUCCGCAGCCAGAGACCCACGAAAUGGGUCCCAAGGGAUCACAGGUCCGAUGGCAAUUGGUUUCAUACAGGGGGCGAACAUCAUAGUGACAAGCCCUUUUACUGGCGGGUACAUGAACCCAGCCCGGUCCUUUGGCCCCGCUGUGGUCUCGGGUGAUUUCAGGAACCACUGGGUAUAUUGGAUCGGGCCCUUCUUGGGAGGUGGGCUUGCAGGCUUCAUCUACCGAAGCUUCUUGGUUCAAGCCACUGGUAACCAGCGCACCAAUGCGAAUGUAGCAGUUUAGAUCCACUUCUUGUGCAGAUUUUGGUGUUUCUAUGGUUAGGAAAUGAAUGAGGAAUGCCAGUUGAAGGUGAUCGUGCUUGCCGGUUGUAUCAACAUCAUUUGAUUGAUUUAUUUGAGAAUGAACUCGUUCAAGCACAGGACAGCAGGUUUCUCCUGCUAAUGUGGGAAUGGUUACUUUAA
Punica granatum (pomegranate) is the source of this 1194-nucleotide messenger RNA. Lineage: Eukaryota; Viridiplantae; Streptophyta; Magnoliopsida; Myrtales; Lythraceae. The record is from RefSeq and is a predicted model, not a curated record.